UGCGGUCGCCUCCUCGAACGACUGUUCCCGUUCGGGACGCGCACAUUCCUGCGCAUGGUUCUGGGCGCCGGGAAGCCGACGCGCCGCCCGAGCCAGACGGAGUCGUUCAUGGAGGAAGCAUUCAACGAAACUCGGCGCUUGCUCGCUGAGCGGGUCAUGUUCGCUCACUGGUUCAACCCUGUCGAGCGCGUCAUAGCACGCGAGAAGCUGGCCGACACGCAGUUCGCGUUUAUGGGCGCCGUGCGAGACCUGAACGUGCCCACGGCCUACUACGACCCGCACGGGCCUUACUUCGACGGCGCACGGCUCGUGCACAGCUACGUUGAGAUGCAGGCGCACACGCGCCGGAUAUACUACCGACCAAUGACCGUGGGGCGCCAGGACUGGGACUUCGACAACAGGUACCACGUGAGCAGCUUGCGCCCAGGCUACGAAUUUGUUCAGGGCCGCAACCUGCUGUUCGUGCCGUACGGUGUGCUCGGGUCAGCGCGGGGCGUGUCGCGUGAGCUAGAGGCGGCGUUCGAGCCGGCGGUGGCACCGUUCCUGCUUCGGGGCUUGCUCGAAGCCGUGGACGAGCGCGGCGCCUGGGUGGACCAUCGGCGUCGCACCCGAAACUGGUGGAGCAGGACGGCGUACAGGAGAUUUGGCGCCGUCAAGGACUGCUUCUUCGGCGAGUACAAGAGGACCAUGCAGGCGAUACUGGGCAAGGAUGUGGACGUCGUGAGGGACACGAGCGCGCUGGUGGCCGAGAGUCUCCUGCUGGAGCCAUUGUACGCGCGCUACCUGCGUCGCCUGGCCAUGGACGGCAGGGCGGCUCGCGAGCGACGCAGUCCCGUAGCCGGCCACACGUUCGAGCAGCUCUUCUACGUGCUGUACGCGACAGCACAGUGCGAGCCGCGACCGGCCAUCGAGCAGCGGCAGGUGGCGUUUGGGGAGGCGCCGGCAAGGGCGCGCGUCAACGUCGCCCUGCGAAACCACCCGCCGUUCGCCGCGGCCUUCGGAUGUCAGCGCGGCCACGACAUGCGGCCGAAGAGAACGUGUCCCACGUGGCAGCACAGCUAAUACGGGAUACAAGUAUGCGGCUAUAUACGAACCGAAUGCGUAAACUGGUGCUUUCGCCUUUUUCUUGCGAAGUUGUUCGCAUGUCAGCUACGCUUAAAGGAUAGACAGAAAACAGUGUGCGGGAUGUCGGAUACAUGCAACUCUAAUAUCUGAUAAAAGUGACUGCACCAAAAUACCAAUAGCUGAACUGAAAGUCGAAUACGCAUGGUCACAGCUACACAUGCUCAUAUUUAAGAGAUUCAUCAUUAUUGCUCAUGAAUGAAAAUAAAACCAAGUCCGAUGUAC
Rhipicephalus sanguineus (brown dog tick) is the source of this 1347-nucleotide messenger RNA. Its product is annotated as membrane metallo-endopeptidase-like 1. Gene Ontology annotation, molecular function: metalloendopeptidase activity. Lineage: Eukaryota; Metazoa; Arthropoda; Arachnida; Ixodida; Ixodidae. The record is from RefSeq and is a predicted model, not a curated record. Gene Ontology annotation, cellular component: plasma membrane. Bases 55 to 1062 code for a protein of 335 amino acids. The transcript is spliced from 3 exons. Gene Ontology annotation, biological process: protein processing.